Molecule: messenger RNA, 1822 nt
Organism: Pollicipes pollicipes
Lineage: Eukaryota; Metazoa; Arthropoda; Thecostraca; Pollicipedomorpha; Pollicipedidae
Product: glutamine synthetase
Exons: 7
Coding region: 8-1102 (364 amino acids)
Cellular component (GO): cytoplasm
Molecular function (GO): glutamine synthetase activity
Source: RefSeq, a predicted model, not a curated record
AGCAGCCAUGUCACGCGUGGGCCAGCUGGUAGCGACCAACAAGAGCGCGCUGCAGAAGUACAUGUCGAUUGACGUGCCGGACGCUGACAAGACCAAGGCCAUGUACGUCUGGAUCGACGGCAGCGGCGAGAACCUGCGGGCCAAGACGCGCACGCUCGACUUCGUGCCGCGCAGCCCGGCCGAGCUGCCCGUCUGGAACUUCGACGGCUCCUCGACCGGCCAGGCCGAGGGCAGCAACUCGGACGUCUACCUCUACCCCAAGGUGAUCUACCCUGACCCGUUCCGGCGGAAGCACGACAAGCUGGUGCUGUGCGAGACUUUCAAGUACGACAAGACCCCGCACGAAACCAACCUGCGCCACACUUGCGCCAAGGUGAUGAAGCAGGUGGAGAGUCAGAAGCCCUGGUUUGGCAUGGAGCAGGAGUACACACUGCUCGACCUUGAUCUUCAUCCGUUCGGGUGGCCCAAGAACGGGUUCCCCGGUCCGCAGGGACCGUACUACUGCGGAGUCGGCGCCUCCAAGGUGUACGGCCGGGACGUGGUGGAGAGCCACUACCGCGCCUGCCUCUACUCCGGCGUCAUGAUCGCCGGCACCAACGCCGAGGUCAUGCCCUCCCAGUGGGAGUUCCAGGUGGGCCCCUGCGAGGGCAUCCAGAUGGGCGACGACCUCUGGGUGGGCCGCUUCCUGCUCCACCGCACCGCCGAGGACUUCGGCAUCGUGAUCAGCAUGGACCCCAAGCCGAUCCCAGGCGACUGGAACGGCGCCGGCUGCCACACCAACUACAGCACACGCGCCAUGAGGGAGGACAACGGCAUCGUGGAGAUCGAGGCAGCCAUCAAGAAGCUCGCAACGGUACACGAUGAACACAUCAAGUGCUACGACCCCAAAGGGGGCUCUGACAACGCCCGUCGUCUGACGGGGCAGCACGAGACCUCGGCCAUCACCGACUUCUCGGCAGGCGUGGCCAACCGCGGCGCUAGUAUCCGCAUCCCGCGCCAGGUGGCGGAGGAUGGCAAAGGUUACCUGGAAGACAGACGUCCCAGCUCCAACUGUGACCCGUACGCCGUCACCGAGAUCAUCUGCCGCACCACCUGCUUAUAGACGACCACUCACAGACCAGCGGUGUAAACACGCGGUGUAAACAGCGGUGUAAACAGCGGUGUGAACAGCGGUGUAAACAGUGGUGUAAACAGCGGUGUAAAUAGCGGUGUAAACAGCGGUGUAAACAGCAGUGUGAACAGCGGUGUAAACAGCGGUGUAAACAACGGUGUGAACAGCGGUGUAAACACGCCAGAUACGGGCGACCGGCACUUCACGAUCUGGGACAAGCUGGCGUUUUUCUCUCUCUCAAAUUUAAGGAGCACGUCCCCUUGUCCGCCCACUUGCCCCCUCCAUGGCUGAGACCCGUCUGCGUAAUAACGCUGCCUGUCUGGCGAGCGUGACCGCAGCUAAGCCCGUGGGAGCCGACCAAGCCUUAAAGUAGACCCCUGGAAACAACUAUCACUGCGCACUCGUGCACACUUGAACGUGCCUCAUCAUAUCUUACAUCUAGCCGUACGUCUGUGCUCAUUGUUGUCUUCAGGCAAUGGACAUCGACGGUGGAAAUCACGUGGCAACUACAAAGGCGUGUUCGUUGCCCACACUGCGUGCCUUGACUGCGACUUCUGCCACACGAUACGCAACACGAUCACUGCAGGUGUGUGGAAAGUUUGGUAACAUUCGAUGUUACGUAUUAAUUCGCGAAGAAGCGUCAAAGAGUAUGUAGCACUCUGCAGGUCCCAGAUCCUUGCAUGCAUUGUUGCUGCUCUUCCUGCACAUUAA